Molecule: messenger RNA, 2799 nt
Organism: Peronospora matthiolae
Lineage: Eukaryota; Oomycota; Peronosporomycetes; Peronosporales; Peronosporaceae
Source: the annotation of a GenBank genome assembly
AUGCAAGUGAAGCGCAAGAAUUCCACACAAGUCGUGGCAACAGCGGAUCUCGUCGAUGGACUUUACUGGCUGCGGACUCCUCAACGAUCGGCAAAUGCAGCAACACGCAAUGGGACUAUCGACUUGCAUGCGCGCAUGGGUCAUGCACCCCUCGAAGUUCUGCGCAAGAUGGUGACCACCGGCAUGAUCAAGGACGCCAAGGCACCUCUCAACUCGACUGGUCCAAGUGUGUGUCGCGGUUGCCAGCAAGGAAAGAUGGUUCAAAAACCAUUCCCAACCAACCGUGACAAACGCCAAUAUGCCAGCGGUUGCAUGAAGGGCUUCUGUCUGCGGUCCAAGUCUGAGAGUGAAGACUGUAUCAAGAACCAAAUUAUCAAGAUUCAAACUCAGUUCGGCACGAAGAUCAAGUUUGUUCGGCACGAUGGAGCGCAUGAGUUUGCGACCAACUCCAUCAAGACCUUCUACGAAGAUCAUGGUAUCGAACAACAGGUCACGGUGCCGUAUGCACACCAGACCAACGGCACCGCAGAACGCGCGAUAAGGACCAUCGUCACGAUCGGACGCAGCUUGUUGCAUCGUGCAAAGCUGGAGAAGUGUUUCUGGGCUGAAGCGGCAAUGACGGCGAUCUACAUCAAGAACCGCCUGCCUUCACCCAAGAUUGACCACAAGACUCCGUUCGAGAUCGUGUACAAGUCGAAACCAAGUGUCAAGCACAUGCGCGUGUUUAAAUGUUGGGCGUUUAUCCUGACACCAAGGGAGAAGCGAUUGAAGUGGGACCCGAAGGCUCGUGAAGGGAUGUUCAUGGGCUACGAAGAAACGUCAAAAGCUUAUCGAGUGUACUACAUUGAGGCGGGCCAAGUGGUGAUCAGUCGUGACAUCACCUUCGACGAAUCGACUUUUUACUUUUCGAUGGACCGACCAAGUGACGAUGAUGAAGAUGCGGAGUUGGACCUCGACCUCCUGGCGAUCAACGAGGACGACGUGCGUCAAACCGUCUACAAGCAGACUGGCAAGCGCAAGAGUGAAGCAAGACCCGGCAUGUCACGUUCAGCUCGCCCUCGAACUGGGUUGGAACAAGCAAGUGCGCCGGAACACGUCUCCAACCGUCACCAGAAACGACGAUCAAGUGCUCCAGAAACGAUGUCUGAUGACGAAAAAGAUGCGAGCGUCUACGAUCAAGAUGACGACUCGACGCCCCCAACAUUUUGGCGUGCAAGUGCAAACGCAGUGGAAGCAACGGAUCUAGCAGAACCCGUGACUUUUCAAGACGCGAUCAAUGGUCCUGAUCAAUCUCACUGGCGAAAUGCUGUGAAGGCGGAACUCAAGUCGAUGCAUCUUCGUGGAGUUUUCCGUGCGGCAAAACUGCCAAGAGGCCAAGGCGCGAUCGGCACCAAGUGGGUGUUCAAGAUCAAGCGCAAAGCGGAUGGAUCGGUCAAGAAAUACAAGGCGCGUCUCGUUGCCAAGGGCUUCAAGCAGAAGUACGGUAUCGACUACACAGAGACGUUCUCGCCCGUGGUCAAGUACGUGACACUGCGUAUGGUGAUCGCGAUCACCAAGUAUUUCGACUGGCCACUGGACCAACUCGAUGUGGUGACAGCCUUUCUCUACGGAGUGAUGGAGGAGAAGGUGUACUGCGUGAUACCAGAAGGCGUCGAGAUGGAUGGCGACUUCGACUGUCUUGAGUUGGUGAAGGCGAUCUACGGUCUCAAGCAAGCUUCACGUGUGUGGAACGAGACUUUCGACGAGUUCGUAUACUUUAUCGGUUUCGAAGUGUCGGCGUUCGACCCAUGUCUCUACAUCAAGGUUAUCGACGGUCACUGUGUGCUCGUGCUGGUCUACGUGGAUGACGUGUUGGUCACCGGCAGCUCGCUCGAGUUGAUUGCGCAGACAAAGGCCGACCUCAAGACGCGUUUCGAGAUGACCGACAGUGGCAAGUGUACUUUUGUACUGGGCAUCAAACUGGUGGACGAAUCGGAUGGCAGCGUGACGAUGUGCCAGCGACGGUAUGUCAACGACAUCCUCAAGCGCUUCGGCAUGGAUGAGUGCAAGGCCACAGCAAGUCCGGUCGACUUGAGCACUCGGUUUGUCGCAAGCAGCGAAGCGGCCAAGAUCGACGUUCCGUUUCGUGAAGCUGUGGGAGCUUUGAUGCACUUGACGACUGCGACGCGCCCGGACAUUGCGUAUGCUGUGGGGUACGUCUCGCGCUUCAUGGAGAAUCCGCAGCAAGAACAUUGGACGGCGGUGAAACGCAUCUUUCGUUACUUGCAAGGGACCAAUUCGCACGGACUCCGCUUCCAGCCAAGCGACAAGAUCGACUUUCGUGGCUACUCGGACGCGGACUGGGCCAGAGACCACGCUGAUCGCAAGUCGACUUCGGGUUACACUUUCAUGCUGAUGGGUGCUCCUGUGAGUUGGGGAAGCGAGAAGCAGUCAAGUGUGUCGCUGUCGACGAGUGAAGCGGAAUACAUCGCACUGAGUCUGGCCAUCCAGGAAGGCAAGUGGGUGCAUCGCCUGCUAUGCGAGAUUUUGGCGGCCGCAAACGAACCAGGACCGGCCCUCGUCAUCCGUGAAGACAACCAGUCGUGCAUCAAGAUGACGAAGAAUCCGGCGAAUCAUAGCCGCGCCAAGCACAUCGACAUCAAGUACCAUCACAUCCGUGAUGAGGUCAAGCGCGGUGAAGUGCAGCUCGAGUAUUGCGAGACUUCCGUGAUGAUGGCGGACAUCAUGACCAAGGGACUUUCGGGACCUCGCCACAAGGACUUGACGACGGCUCUCGGCAUUCGUGCGAGUUCGGAUUGA